AUACCCAAGUUUGCAACAAAAUGCUAACCCAAGUUUGCUAACACUGCGAAUGUCCUAAUCCUCAUCUCACUUGACAGCCUAAAAAAUAGUCAGAAUCCCAGGGAGAUAGUAGGCGUCCAAACCAACUCAACCGGGAAAGUCCUCGCCGGAGGCGGUUGGUUUGAGUGAAUUCAACAGCUCAUUGUUUAUUUCCUUGUUGAUGAAGGCACAAAUUAGCAAAACGAGUUUCACGUGCGCGUAUAAAAAUUAUACGGAUUAUAUAUUACGUCGCGGACCUCAUAUCUUCUGCUCAAAGCUGACUUUUUUAUUUCAUUAUUAAGAUCAAUCGCUCAAUCAUGGAUGAGCCACUGCUAUCAGCAAAAGCGGAAAACCUAAGUGGACAGAGAGACUGGGAAAGAUGGAGUUCAUCGUCUGCUUAUGUGGGAAGAGCAAUUCCUACAGCUCCCUUGAUCGGAACCGAAGUCAGCGUAGAUGAGAUUCGAUCUGCCGCCGCAGCGGCAGCUGUUGCUUCCAUUUCCUACCCUCCUAUACCUCAAUCUCCUCCCUUGCCCAGCUUUCCCCAGUCCCAUCACUAUGUCAACUGCCAAGGUGGAUAUUAUGGAGAAGUAGCAAGAGCUACUGGUGGCAUAAGAAGGCAAGAGCUAGAUGAGGUAGAGAUACGAGAGUUGCUAAUAGAUGAAAUUGGCCAUCGUUGCUGUUGGGGAAGUCGUCCAGCUCGUACCUGGAAAAUCCAUGCAGUAGAGGACUGCAAUGUAUAUGUGGGAACACUGGAUACUUUUAUAGAGGAGAGGGAAGUACUUGCAGAAACAGAGCCGUACUUUGGUGGCAAUAUUGAAGGAAACAAUGAAAAAUAUGAAGUGGGAAUAUGGGAUUUGGAUUUAAGGUCUGAACUUCCCGGCUUGUUCAUACCUUAUAAAGAAUCAAGGAUGAGAGUUCCUCACUCUGAAAUUAUAGGCAAAUGCCCAGGUUGUCGUGGACGAGGAAAUGUAGUUUGCCCAACUUGUAAUGCUGAUCAAGAUCCCAAGUUCUACAAGGAAGGUCAAACUUCUCAGUGUCUCCAAUGUUAUGGGAGAGGCCUAAUUGCUCAUAAAGAUGGAUCCGAUACUAUGUUAGCUCCAUUUCUCUUAUAACUCAAUAUGAGUGGUUUUGCCAGCAAAUAAAUUAAAUUAGCGAAUGUAUGCUGGUUUUUAUUAUUUAUCAGAUGCCAAAAGUGCAAAGGCGAUGGAAAAGUGCCGUGUCCCACUUGCGAGUCACGUGGGCUAAUGAAAUGCCAGACAUGCCAGGGUAGUGGUUCACUGUUGUCAUACAAAGUUGCUGUUAUCAAAUGGUUUGUAUUUUAUUUACUUAUAUCUUUUAUUUAUUUAACCUACUAAAACCUUGUUGGGGAUCCGGUUUCUCUGCUUGGAUAAUGUGAGCUAUCUGAUGAGCAUGGGUCUCACAGCUGUAACACCCUGUCCACUUUCGCCAAGCUGAGGAUCUUGGUUUUGUAAUGUCCAUAUACGACAUACUUCGCAAUCUUCAUUUAUAUGAUCUUACACAUAAACUUCUUGUAUAAAGGCAAGAAGGUUCUCAUUUUUUA
Messenger RNA from Cuscuta europaea, 1579 nucleotides. The record is from the annotation of a GenBank genome assembly. Lineage: Eukaryota; Viridiplantae; Streptophyta; Magnoliopsida; Solanales; Convolvulaceae.